Molecule: messenger RNA, 989 nt
Organism: Apaloderma vittatum (bar-tailed trogon)
Lineage: Eukaryota; Metazoa; Chordata; Aves; Trogoniformes; Trogonidae
Product: glutathione S-transferase theta-1-like
Exons: 6
Coding region: 1-804 (267 amino acids)
Biological process (GO): glutathione metabolic process
Cellular component (GO): cytoplasm
Molecular function (GO): glutathione transferase activity
Source: RefSeq, a predicted model, not a curated record
AUGCUGCAGCUGGUGGAGACGGGAGAUCCCCCAGUGGUGAGAGGGAUGCAGAGGGAGAGAGCUCAGAGGAGGCUGAUCUGUGCUGUCAGCCUGGUGUCCUCUCAAGACAGGGUCACAUCCUGCCUGAGGAGGGUGAAGCAGCUGCUGACUGGCAAGCCCAGUGCCUGCAGUGGAAAACCGAAAACAGGGCCAUCAAACAGUGAUGGAGCUGGCAAGGUCAACCUCUUGAAGAAAGUACCAGCACUAAAGGAUGGAGACUUCACCCUGGCCGAGUGCACUGCUAUUCUGCUGUAUCUGAGUCGAAAGUACAACACUCCCGACCACUGGUACCCAUCAGACAUACAAAAGCGAGCCCAGGUAGAUGAAUACCUCUCAUGGCAUCACGCUAACAUCCGGGCUAAUGCUCCUAAGACCAUGUGGAUCAAGGUGCUGAUUCCACUCUUCACAGGGCAGCCACUGCCCUCUGAGAAGCUCCAGGAGGUUAUGGAGGGGCUGUCCGCUUCCCUGAAGCAAUUUGAGGAGAGGUUUCUGCAGGACAAGGCUUUUAUCAUCGGGAGCGAGAUCUCUCUGGCAGAUCUUGUGGCCAUUGUGGAGCUCAUGCAACCUGUUGGGGUUGGUUGUGACAUCUUUGAAGACAGACCAAGGCUGAUGGAAUGGCGCAGGCGCGUGGAGGAUGCUGUGGGGAAGGAGCUUUUCUUCCAAGCCCAUGAGAUGAUCCUCAAUAUCAAAGAACUGAGCAACAUUCAAAUUGAUCCACAGCUGAAAGAGCAUCUGGCGCCUGUGUUGAUGAAGAUGUUGAAAUGAAUUAACCUAUCUUACCAUUUUUGCUGCACUUUUGGUUUUUCAGCUACUCUGACCUCCAGUUUUACAUUUAACUGGAAAGAACACUGUAAUUCUAACACAGAAAUUGCUGGGUGUUUCCCACCCAGACAGGUCUUUCCUGUAUCUUUGGGGGUGGAAGCUAGGGAAGGUUUAAGACCUGAAGCAUU